AUGCCUGAAAUUGAGGAUGGAAUACGUUAUGAGGAGGAGGAGGAGGAGAACAAGCACGACCGCGAGCCUCAGUCUUGGUCUCCACAUGACCGUAGGCUCGGCUCGUGGGUUGGGGGGGUGACUCUAGUGUGGUGCGGGAGGGCCGCGGCCGUUGCACAGAUGUCUUUUCUUGCGUUUCAGGGUGUGGAAGGCCGGCCAGUAUCAAGGGAAUAUCUGCGAUAUCAUGGCUCGGAUCAGUAUAGCUACGUGGGAUGCGGCGACUCCCCAGGAGCGACGUACUAUGCGCUACCGAAGUCUUUAAGUGCAACUGCUACCGAUUCUCAAUCUUCCUCCGCCUCAUCCACCACCGCUUUGAGCGCAGCCAGUUCUACUUUAACGACUUUGGACUCGACCAGUUCAGCGCCCACGUCAGUCGCGCCAGUGGUACCCUCCUCCCCUACACAGACAGAAACCGCCAACGGCUCCUCACUCAAUAUCGGCGCGAUUGUCGGAGGAGUGUUAGGGGCAACGGCUUUGAUCUGUCUCACCAUCCUUGGAGUGGUCUUGAUACGGAAAAGACCUGCGAGAAAGGAGCGGGAUCUGAACACUGCAAUGCAUGAGCAGGCCAUGGUGAACGGGGACAAGCCGAAGCAACCUUUCUAUACUGCCGCGCUAGUGGAAAUAUAUAUGGCCGAGCCAAGCCGGUCUCCCGUCGAACUCGGAGUCUCAUCACGAGCGACGAGUUUCCAGACAUAG
This is a messenger RNA of Eremomyces bilateralis CBS 781.70, 735 nucleotides long. RefSeq lists its product as uncharacterized. The record is from RefSeq and is a predicted model, not a curated record. Lineage: Eukaryota; Fungi; Ascomycota; Dothideomycetes; Eremomycetales; Eremomycetaceae. The transcript has 2 exons. Bases 1 to 735 code for a protein of 244 amino acids.